Messenger RNA from Paraphaeosphaeria sporulosa, 531 nucleotides. RefSeq names its product competence/damage-inducible protein-like protein cinA. Bases 1 to 531 code for a protein of 176 amino acids. The transcript has 3 exons. Lineage: Eukaryota; Fungi; Ascomycota; Dothideomycetes; Pleosporales; Didymosphaeriaceae. The record is from RefSeq and is a predicted model, not a curated record.
AUGACCUCCGCGUUCCCACCCCCCGAGCUCCGGGAAAUCGUCCAGGAAGUAGCCUCGCUCCUUAAAGAACGCAAAGAGACCAUCUCAGUCGCCGAAACAGCAGCAGGCGGCCUCAUCUCCGCAACCCUCCUCUCCGUCCCCGGCGCCUCCUCCAUCUACCGCGGCGGCCUCACCCUCUACACCCUCGAAUCCCGCGUCGCCUUCGCCGGCUGGAAGCCAUCCGACAUCGAGUCCUACUCCGGCCCAACAACGGACAUCGUGAAGGGUCUGGCAGAGCACACGCGCAAAACACUCGGCAGCAAUUGGACAGUCAGCGAAAGCGGGACGGCGGGGCCUGGGGGCGGGGUCAAGGGGACGAAGAGGUACCGCGAUCCAGGGUUUGUGGCGUUGGCUGUGGCGGGGGAGAAGGGGACGGAGGUUCGGGAGUUGGUUACGGGGUUAGGUGGGGAUCGGGAGGGGAAUAUGGUGCAAUUUGCGGUCGAGGCGUUGAAGUUGGUUAGGGAUACUAUCAAGGGCGAGGGAAAGCUGUAG